Messenger RNA from Acaulospora morrowiae, 453 nucleotides. NCBI's taxonomy places the organism in Eukaryota, Fungi, Glomeromycota, Glomeromycetes, Diversisporales, Acaulosporaceae. The record is from the annotation of a GenBank genome assembly.
AUGGACGAGCAAUAUAAUGACCGAGAAAGUGAUGCCAGAACACUCACAGACGAAGAAGAUGUACGGAUGAAUCUGAACCAAAUAAACGAAGAAACUAUCACAGAAUUAACCAAACAGAUGCAAGAGCUGGCAGCUAAUUACGCUAAGCUCACCACAACAAUGAUGUCCCAAGCUGGACCUAGAAUGAGAAACAGAGUAGAUAUCCAUGAUGUAACUUGCUUUAAGUGCGGAAAGAAAGAUGACGUUAUAGACCCUGAUGAAGAAUUGAUGAAACAAUUACAAUACGAGGAAGAACAGAUAGAAGAUACAAAGGGGUAUUUCACUAACGAAGAAACAUUGAACAACAUAGAUAAAGAAGUACCGGGCCUGGCCGUAUAUCUAGUACAGGUAGAGGAACUACCUAUAACGACAGAAGAAUCAGAGAUUACCUUGAAGGAACAAUUCGACAAGUAG